Messenger RNA from Nelumbo nucifera (sacred lotus), 1428 nucleotides. Its product is annotated as soluble inorganic pyrophosphatase 6, chloroplastic-like. Gene Ontology annotation, biological process: phosphate-containing compound metabolic process. Gene Ontology annotation, molecular function: magnesium ion binding; inorganic diphosphate phosphatase activity. NCBI's taxonomy places the organism in Eukaryota, Viridiplantae, Streptophyta, Magnoliopsida, Proteales, Nelumbonaceae. The record is from RefSeq and is a predicted model, not a curated record. Gene Ontology annotation, cellular component: cytoplasm.
GUGUCGAUCGUAUGCUCUCCCGGUCCGGUCAGAAAGUAAAAGGUUUGAAUAACUCGUACCAAGGAAAAAGGAAAGGAGGAGAGCCCAAAACAUUCCGUGCUUGGUGACGAGUUCUGGUUGGGAGCAGGCAUGGCGGCCACUAGAGUGACAGCAUCAGCAGGAAUGCUUCAUCAUGGCAACAACACUACUCUUCUUCUCAAACAGUCCUUCUCUGUAAGGCAGAGAGCUCUCAAGACCAAUUUCAAUGUCAAUAGAACAACCAAGAGGCUCUUCACCUGCAAAUCUCUUUACAAGCCCCAAUUUCAGAUCAAAGAAGAGGGUCAUCCCGAAACCCUUGAUUACAGAGUCUUUUUCCUCGACAAAUCUGGCAGAAAGGUUUCCCCUUGGCAUGACAUACCAUUGCAUUUAGGUGGUGGCAUUUUUAAUUUUAUUGUUGAAAUACCAAAAAAUACAAGUGCAAAAAUGGAGGUUGCUACUGAUGAGCCAUACACCCCCAUAAAGCAGGAUACUAAGAAGGGGAAACUCCGAUACUACCCCUACAACAUAGAUUGGAAUUAUGGAUUGCUACCACAGACAUGGGAAGACCCGUCUUUUUCAAACUCUGAAGUUGAAGGAGCAUUAGGAGAUAAUGAUCCAGUUGAUGUUGUUGAGAUUGGGGGAACCCAGGGAAAGAUAGGCCAGAUUCUCAGCAUCAAGCCUUUAGCUGCUUUAGCCAUGAUUGAUGAGGGAGAGCUUGACUGGAAAAUAGUUGCUAUCUCAUUGGAUGACCCAAGAGCUUCUCUAGUCAAUGAUGUUCAUGAUGUUGAGAAACAUUUUCCGGGAACUCUCACUGCAAUUAGAAACUGGUUCAGAGACUAUAAAAUCCCAGAUGGAAAGCCUGCUAAUAAGUUUGGUCUUGGCAACAAGGCAGCCAAUAAGGAAUAUGCUUUAAAGGUCAUCACUGAGACCAACGAGUCUUGGGCCAAAUUAGUGAAGAGAUCGAUACCCUCUGGAGAGCUCUCACUGGUCUGAAUUCUGAAAUAUAAUUGGUCAAGCAGGGCUGCAAUACUGUUGCUUUAUCCUCCCCGUGACCCUGCAGAGAAUUUUUGGCCAAUGACAUUAAUGUCUGGACUAGGAAAACAGAAUUAUUAUUUAUUACUACUAUAGGGCUCUUGUUUUUUCUUCUACUCUAGUGUAAUCUUGCUUCUUUGUUAUCCAUUUUAAUAAAUUUAUAGCAACUUUUUUUGAACUUUAGGAGUGAGACCUUAAUUAUCAUUUUCUUCAGGGGUGUGUUGCCAGGUUAACUGGCAUGGGUGGAAUAUCCAAGUUUCCAUGUCAUUUGCCAUUUGUAUUGGUUGAUACAUAUCAUGUAUCAUGUAUUAUGUAUUAUGUAUCGACAUUGGGUUUUUUUGGGUAAAAGUACAAAGACCCCUCAUACGUUGCGACAAA